UUAAUAUGAAUAUAAAAGCACUCGCGUGAAGGUGUGUGUCUGGGUUGGAAUGAACUGCAAUUAGGUUUCUGCUUCCAGAGCCUGAAGUCUUCAUCAUAUUUGCUGGGUUCUUCUCUCUGGCAUCAAUCAAAUGGAACUGAAUUUGAGCUUGGGAGACACGUCGUUUCUUGAAAUGGAAGACUUAGGGUUUCAUCUUGGGCUGGGAAGCAGCUUCUGCGGACGGCCGAAGGAAACAAGAGAUCACAGCCGAGGGGAUCGCGAAGAUAAGGGUAAGCGAUCAAGAGACGUCGUAGCUCUUCAGCUUCAUCUCUUUCCGUCUCGAAGCGUGUCUUUGCUUCCUCAGCUCAACGAUAAUAACGGUAAUUCUUCAGAUGGGCUAGCCGAAGGGAAGUGGUUAUCAAGCCAGUUGCUGGCGACCGCGUCGGUGGCAAAGGCCGAGGUGGUGGAUGCUGGGGCGGCGCAGCUGUCUUCGCCAAACAGUGGCGCGUCUUCAUUUCAUCAGUUGGAGUUCAGAUCAGGUUCGGGUGGAAGGAGCAAGACGGUCGACGCCUUGUCAUUUGAAGGCGACAACGAAAGAGCGUGUUCCAAAGGCAGUGAUGAAUAUGAUGAAGACAACGGCUUGGCUCGGAAGAAACUCAGGCUCUCCAAGGAACAGUCUGCUUUUCUUGAAGAGAGCUUCAAGGAACACCAUACCCUUAAUCCUAAAGAAAAGACUGCAUUGGCAAAACAGUUGCAUCUGCGCCCUCGCCAAGUAGAAGUGUGGUUUCAGAACAGACGAGCUAGGACGAAGCUGAAGCAAACGGAGGUGGAUUGCGAGCACUUGAAGAGAUGCUGCGAGAGGCUGACAGAAGAGAACAAGAGGCUGCACAAGGAGCUGCAAGAACUCAGAGCUCUCAAGUCUUCCCACCAUUAUGUCAAUCCGUUCAUGAAACAUCCCGUUCCGGCCACCACUCUCACCAUGUGCCCGUCCUGCGAGCGCGUCUCCACCUCCACCGCCACCGCCACUAACACAAAUAAAAUGUCUGCUCCAUCGUCGUCAUUAAUGUCAGCUAAUCCUAGAACAAACUUAAUCCACCGGCCUCUCUCGAAUAAUACACAGGCUCAAGCUGCUCCCUGAUGCAUUAAUAAUGGGCACGCUGUUCUCUUCCCCCUUCUUGUAAAUGAUAUUUGGCUUUUCUUCACCAUUUUAACUUUGGUUUUGUUUAAUCAGCUCUCUUUUUCUCAGAUUUAAGUUGCUCCUUUUUACCUCAUUUUCCUACAUAGACAUAUAGAUUUCGACAUGGCCACACACCAAUGUCUGAUGAUGUCUCUAGGGAAGAUUGAUGUAUUAUAAUCUGUUGAUUGAUUGAUUGUUCA
This is a messenger RNA of Syzygium oleosum, 1356 nucleotides long. Its product is annotated as homeobox-leucine zipper protein HOX11-like. NCBI's taxonomy places the organism in Eukaryota, Viridiplantae, Streptophyta, Magnoliopsida, Myrtales, Myrtaceae. Gene Ontology annotation, biological process: regulation of DNA-templated transcription. Gene Ontology annotation, molecular function: sequence-specific DNA binding; DNA-binding transcription factor activity, RNA polymerase II-specific. The transcript has 4 exons. The record is from RefSeq and is a predicted model, not a curated record. The coding region runs from base 131 to 1117 and encodes 328 amino acids.